AUGCAACUUUCCAGUACAAACAGUACGGACGGCACUCGCACCGACCAGCCUCAGGCACAGAAUCCUGCGUUAGAGAAAGACCUGGAGGAGCAGCCCAUCAAUGGGGAAGGAGAAGAUGUCUCCCACGAUAAUGUCAAGCCCGAAUCCAUUCCCGAUAUCGACGGGAAGCCAAACUCCUCCCAGGAAGAUGUGCUGGCAGCCCGAGGCCUUCGAAGAAUCAUACUCAAUUUCACACCAUCAUGGUUUAUCAUCACCAUGAGCACGGGAGUGCUAUCCCUCCUGCUUCACCAACUCCCCUACAACGGAUCCUGGCUCCAAAUCAUCUCCGUAAUCUUCUUCGUCCUCAAUAUAACGCUGUUCGUCCUCUUCAGCAUCAUCACCGCCCUGCGAUACUCGAUGUAUCCGCGACUAUGGCCGGCGGUUCUGCGACACCCCCACCAGAGUUUGUUCCUCGCGACAUUCCCCGUCGGAUUGGCGACACUUGUCAAUAUGACGGUCUUGGUGUGCGUGCCUGUGUGGGGUCAUGGGAUGGCUACUUUUGCCUGGGUAUUAUGGUGGAUCGUCAGUUUGUUGGCGUUGACGACCUGUUGCCAUUUGACGUUUGUGAUAAUGUCGAACAAGAGACACGAUCUUGAGGAGAUGACAGCAUUAUACCUGAUACCGAUCGUCGCGGUCGUCAUUGCAGCAACCUCAGGAGCGACGGUUGCCAAAUUCCUCCCAAAUCAACAGCACCAAUUGUGGACAUUGAUCAUCAGCUACAUAUUCUGGGGCAUCGGUUCCCCCUUGUCCUGGAUCAUCUUGACACUCUAUUUCCUGCGCAUGACGGUGCACAAGCCACUGCAGCGAGAAGUCAUCGUCUCGCUCCUCCUCCCGAUCGGGCCAUUAGGACUUUCAGGGUUUUCGAUCAUGACUCUCGGAAAGCUUGCGAAGACGCUAUUUCCACUGACUGACGCUCUUCCACACGUGAGAGGCGCAGGGGACGUGUUCUACAUCGUGGGCGUCAUGCUCGGCAUCAUAUUAUGGGGUUUCGCCACCGUGUGGCUUGUCGUUGCCGUCAUGAUGAUUGUCAAUUCUGGGGGUUUCCCGUUCAAUAUGGGUUGGUGGGGCUUCAUCUUCCCAGUCGCCGUUUUUACACUGUUGACGGUGACGAUUGGUGAGGAAUUGGAAUCGCGGUUCUUCAAAGUUCUUUCAUGUGUCCUUGCUGUGAUUUGUGUUAUUAUGUGGCUGGUGGUGGCUGCUGGGACAAUCCGCCGCUCAAUCAGUGGGAAGAUGUUUUUCGCACCAUGUCUCGGUACGGAUUUGUUCGGUAAGAAGCUAAAAUUGUAUGGCGAGGAGCCCAAAAUUUCAAAGGGCCAUUGA
Messenger RNA from Exophiala bonariae, 1359 nucleotides. RefSeq lists its product as uncharacterized. Gene Ontology annotation, cellular component: plasma membrane. The record is from RefSeq and is a predicted model, not a curated record. The transcript has 5 exons. Gene Ontology annotation, biological process: transmembrane transport; sulfite transmembrane transport. The coding region runs from base 1 to 1359 and encodes 452 amino acids. Lineage: Eukaryota; Fungi; Ascomycota; Eurotiomycetes; Chaetothyriales; Herpotrichiellaceae. Gene Ontology annotation, molecular function: sulfite transmembrane transporter activity.